This is a messenger RNA of Python bivittatus (Burmese python), 1434 nucleotides long. NCBI's taxonomy places the organism in Eukaryota, Metazoa, Chordata, Lepidosauria, Squamata, Pythonidae. The record is from RefSeq and is a predicted model, not a curated record.
ACUGAAGAGAAGCCCUGCAAGUGUGUGCAGUGUGGGCUGUGCUUUUCUCAAACAUCUGAGCUUCUUAAACAUCAGCAAAUCCACACUGGAGAGAAACCUUAUAAAUGUCUGGAGCGUGGCAAAUCAUUUAAUCAAAAAUUGAUCCUUAAGAACCAUGAAAAAUUUCACACAGGAGAGAAACCUUACAAAUGUGGGCAAUGUGGGAAGGGCUUUACUCAGAAGUCACAGCUUCAGGUCCAUGACAAGAUUCACACAGGGAUAAAAUCUUAUAAAUGCUUCGAGUGUGGAAAACGUUUCGCUCGAAGUUCAUCUCUUUGGCGUCAUAACAAAACACACAAUGGGCAGAAAAAUGAAAUGUGCCUAGAAUGUGGGAAAUCUUUUUCCCAGAAAUCACACCUGGUGCGACAUCAGAGAAUUCACACUGGAGACAGACCCUAUGAAUGCCCAGAAUGUAAGAAACGAUUUGUGGAUUCUUCUGAACUUCGGCGACACCAGAAGGGGCACAGAGGAGAGAAACCCUACAAAUGUGGGGAGUGUGGAAAAAGUUUUAUUUCAGCAACACAGGUUCGGAUUCAUCAGAGAAUCCACACGGGGGAGAAACCAUACAAGUGUGUAGAAUGUGAGAAAUAUUUUGCUCAAAAGUCUGGACUUUGGGAACAUCAGAAAAUUCACACAGGGGAGAAGCACUAUCAAUGCAUUGAGUGUGGAACAUUUUUUCGUACAACAUCUGGCCUCAGAUGUCAUGUAAAAGUUCAUACGGGGGAAAAAAAUUACAAAUGUUUAGACUGUGGGAGGGCAUUUGCUUGUUCAUCAUCCCUUAGAAAUCACAGCCGCCUAAUGCAUAUAGGAGAGACGCCCCAUAAAUGCUUGGAGUGCAAUAAAUGUUUCUCCAGAAAAGCAACUCUUUUGAAACAUCAGAGAAUUCAUACUGGAGAAAAACCUUAUCAAUGUCUGGAGUGUGGGAAAUCUUUUCCUUACAAAGAAUGUCUUAGAAACCAUGAGAGAAUUCACACAGGAGAGAAACCUUACAAGUGUGCGCAAUGUGGGAAGGACUUUACUCGCAACUCACAGCUUCGGGUCCAUGAGAAGAUUCACACCGGAAUAAAAUCUUAUAAAUGCCUUGAGUGUGGAAAAUGUUUCACUCAGAAUUCAUCUCUUCGGAGCCAUGAAAAAACACACAGAGGGGAGAAAAGGAAAAAGUGCCUAGAAUGUGGGAAAUCUUUUUCCAGGAAAUCAAGCCUGGUGCGACAUCAGAGAAUUCACACCGGAGACAGACCCGGGCUGACCCACUACAAAAAAAUGUUCAACAUUCAGUGCCUAGAUAGGGCUUUUCCCCUGUGUGCAUUUUCUGAUGUUCACAAAGUCCAGCCUUUUGAGCAAAACAUUUGGGCUGACCCACUACAAAAAAAUGUUCAACAUUCAGUGCCUAGAUAG